Myotis daubentonii (Daubenton's bat) is the source of this 2525-nucleotide messenger RNA. It is a transcript of the gene NOX5, whose product is annotated as NADPH oxidase 5. Gene Ontology annotation, molecular function: calcium ion binding; superoxide-generating NAD(P)H oxidase activity. NCBI's taxonomy places the organism in Eukaryota, Metazoa, Chordata, Mammalia, Chiroptera, Vespertilionidae. Gene Ontology annotation, cellular component: NADPH oxidase complex; plasma membrane. The record is from RefSeq and is a predicted model, not a curated record. Gene Ontology annotation, biological process: defense response; superoxide anion generation.
GGUGAGUUGUGGGAUCCAACACCCAGGCUGCUGUAUGGACAGCAGCUUCUCUGGGACCUGUGUUCUCUAGAAGACAGGAGAAAGGAUGAGCAUACCAGGAGACCCAGCCCAGCCAGACCCUGAAGGCUGCAGAAGUAUCAUGAGUGCCAAGGAGGAUGCUAAGUGGCUUCAGUGGGUGACACACCAGUUUGAGACCAUUGCCGGAGAAGACCGGGAGAUCAACCUGCAAGAAUUCAAAACAGCCCUGAAUGUGAAAGAGUCCUUCUUUGCUGAGCGGUUCUUCGCCCUGUUUGACUCGGAUGGAAGUGGCACCAUCACCCUGCAGGAGCUGCAGGAGGCACUGACCCUGCUCAUCCACGGCAACCCCAUGGACAAACUCAAAUUCCUCUUCCAGGUGUAUGACGUCGAUGGCAAUGGCUCCAUCGAUGCCGACGAGCUGCGCACCGUGCUGCAGUCCUGCCUGCUGGAGAGCGCCAUCUCGCUGUCGGAGGAGAAGCUGGACCAGCUGACGCUGGCGCUCUUCGAGUCUGCGGACAAGGACUGCAGCGGCGACAUCACCUUUGAGGAGCUCCGAGAUGAGCUGCAGCACUUCCCCGGAGUCAUGGAGAACCUGACCAUCAGUGCUGCCCACUGGCUGAAGCCCCCUGCCACCAAACAGCACCCACCCCGUCCUCGCCCACUGACCUCUGCCUACUGGCACAAUCACCGCAGCCAGCUCCUCUGCCUGGCCGCCUACGCGGGCCUCCAUGUGCUGCUCUUCGCCCUGGCAGCUAGUGCACACCGGGCCCUCGGCGUCAGCGUCAUGGUGGCCAAGGGCUGCGGCCAGUGCCUCAACUUCGACUGCAGCUUCAUCGCGGUGCUGAUGCUUAGGCGCUGCCUCACGUGGCUGCGGGCCACGUGGCUGGCUCAGGUCCUGCCCCUGGACCAGAACAUACAGUUUCACCAGCUUAUGGGCUAUGUGGUGGUCGGGCUCUCCCUUGUGCACACUGUGGCCCACGUUGUGAACUUUGUGCUCCAGGCCCAGUCUGAGUCCAGCCCCUUCCAGUUUUGGGAACUGCUGCUCACCACGAGGCCUGGCAUUGGCUGGGCCCAUGGCUUGGCCUCCCCGACCGGCGUGGCUCUCCUCUUGCUGCUGCUCCUCAUGUUCGCCUGCUCCAGCUCCUGCAUCCGCAGGAGCGGCCACUUUGAGGUGUUCUACUGGACCCACCUGUCCUACCUUCCCAUGUGGCUCCUGCUCAUCCUGCAUGGGCCCAACUUCUGGAAGUGGCUGCUGGUCCCUGGCAUCUUGUUCUUCCUGGAGAAGGCCGUCGGGCUGGCGGUGUCCCGCAUGGCAGCCCUGAGCAUCGUGGAAGUCAAUCUGCUCCCCUCCAAGGUGACUCAUCUCCUCAUCAGGAGGCCCCCUCUUUUCAACUACAGGCCUGGCGACUACUUGUAUCUGAACAUCCCCACCAUCGCGCGCUACGAGUGGCACCCCUUCACCAUCAGCAGUGCUCCGGAGCAGAAAGACACCAUCUGGCUACACAUCCGCUCAGAAGGCCAGUGGACAAACAGGCUCUAUGAGUCCUUCAAGGCAUCAGACCCAGUGGACUGUGACUCCAAGAGACUGUCGAGGAGUUUGAGAAUGAGAAGGAGCCAGAGGAGGCCCCAGGCCGUGGCACAGGGAGCAGCGGCGUCCAACAGGGACGUCAGUGUGGAGCUGAUAGCCUACAAAUGCGAGGGAGCCCCGUGGCUGGGGGGCGCAGGCCCGGGGCACGCAGGGACACAGGCCGGGACCCAGGCGCGGUGCGGAGCCCCGGCCAGCAACCGGGUUCUGGUCUCUGAGAUGCCCCCUGAGAACCACCAACUCUGUAACAUCAAGUGCUACAUCGAUGGCCCUUAUGGAACCCCCACCCGCAGGAUCUUCGCCUCUGAGCAUGCCGUGCUCAUCGGGGCGGGCAUUGGCAUCACGCCCUUUGCUUCCAUCCUGCAGAGCAUCAUGUACAGGUACCAGAAGAGAAAGCACAUUUGCCCCAACUGCCAGCACUGCUGGAUGGAGGGCAUCCAGGACGAAGACAUGAAGCUCCACAAGGUGGACUUCAUCUGGAUCAACCGAGACCAGCGGUCCUUCGAGUGGUUUGUGAGCCUGCUGACCAAACUGGAGAUGGACCAGGCCGAGGAGCCUCUAGAGGGCCGCUUCCUAGAGCUGCACAUGUACAUGACCUCUGCGCUGGGCAAGAACGACAUGAAGGCCAUCGGCCUGCAGAUGGCUCUCGACCUCGUGGCCAAGAAGGAGAAGAAGGACUCCAUCACGGGCCUCCAGACGCGCACCCAGCCGGGGCGGCCUGACUGGAGCAAGGUGUUCCAGAAAGUGGCCGCCGAGAAGAAGGGCAAGGUGCAGGUCUUCUUCUGCGGCUCCCCGGCCCUGGCCAAGGUGCUCAGGGUCCACUGCGAGCAGUUCAGCUUCAGAUUCUUCCAAGAGAACUUCUAGCCCCGCCUCUCCGAGCUCCGCCCACCCCACCAGCCGGUGGGUCGCCUUGCCCAGUGCC